Molecule: messenger RNA, 1827 nt
Organism: Paramuricea clavata
Lineage: Eukaryota; Metazoa; Cnidaria; Anthozoa; Malacalcyonacea; Plexauridae
Source: the annotation of a GenBank genome assembly
CUAACUGGAAAUCCUGUAGUUCCUGUAAUUCCUGCAGUUCCUGUUCCUGUAGUUCUCGGGUUUCCAAACAUUACGCAAACGGGUAAGCCACAAAAACGAAAGGACAGAAUAAAUCGAGGAAUAAAUGACAGAGUAGUCGAGUAGAUAAUCGAUACUCCGUGACUGAAUCAUUGUAUAAGAACUAGCUAAGCUACACUUAUAGACAAACUCUUCGACGUUUUUGAAGCAAAGACUUGGCUUGCGAUGGUAGACUGCCCAGCAGAAGCGCCAGAAAGGUCGCAACCGCUCGUUAAUCUUGGAAGGCUCACGUUAUUGGUGGUUUACUUGUUGCAAGUUUGUCUUUUCGUUUCGUUUCUGGUGAAACAUUUGGACCACUAUGCAUAUAUAAUGUGGUUUCUUUGGUUUGUACCAGCAUUUGUUGCGUUCUGUUACUUACUUAAAGGCGCGCAAUCAUACGCUGACAACGACAAGGCUAUUCGAGGCGUUUGGAUUACCUGGGGAGCAUACAUCGUUGCAUAUGUUAUUACAGUUGCCGUAAUUUUUGCUACAUUCGCACACGACCUUAAUACUAAAAGUGACAAUCUUGGUAUCAACGCGCUGGUAGGCACUCUGUGUAUGACUCCAGUAUUGCUCAUCCUCUUGCUACAACUCACGAUUUCUCCAUCCUAUCAGAAGCCCGUCUUACUGUCCUCCCUAUUCGUCGCGUUGAAUAUCUUCGAUGGCAUCAAAAUGUUGGAAAUAUUUCUGGCGCAAAACGAAGCGGAUUUCGAUUUGAACACGGCAACCAAAGUAUUCAUUGUCAUCUUUGCCUGCAUUUGUUUCGUUCUCUCGCCUUUUCGAUUGGUUCGAACUAAGUUCAUGGCUUAUGGCGUCGUGAAACCUAGAAAGAAAACAUCCUUGAGUCUCAUCAUACUGGAAAUUAUCGGCAUUAACCUACCGUUUUUGGUUUUACGUUGCGUUAUUUGGCGUAGGUACGAAGCUGCUAUCUUUAUGACAAAGAAUAUUGUUGCUUUAGUCAUUGGCGUAAUCGAGUUCUUGGUCCUUCAAGGGAUUUUGAAAUGGGGCGGAAAUACAACAGGUGAACAUACGGAACCUACUUGAAAAUGAAGAUUGUAGUAUAGUACGCACGUAAAAAUCUCAUAAACUUGUCAACAAGAUGUGUUCGCAACAGGCUUGUAGUAAGCUUUUCAAUAAGUUGUAACAAUGCUGUUAUUUUAUCAAGUUGCUACAAGGUUGUCACUCACAAUUUGUUGACAUAUUGUUGAGUUGCAGAACAGAAGUUGUUGGAACAACUUGUAGCACAAUUUGUCAGCAAGGCGUUGACAACUUGUCAACAAGCUAGGAACAAGCAGUGCGAACACAUCCUGUUGACAAGUUGUUGGAAGUCUGCCGGAGGUUUGUUACAACUUGUGCGUUUUUACGUGUGUAUGUACUAUCCUGAUUAGCAAUGUAGCUCAAUAAUUUAACAGUGAAUGUUUAAAAACAAUAUUGAAUAUAAAGAUACCGAGUGUCUGUGACGUGACUUUCCCAAAAUACUUAUGAAGUUGAGUGCUUAGUCUGAGGCGAAGACAAAGUCGGACUACUAAGGCCAGCAUUCCUUGCGGGCAUCAAGCUUUGUGACAUCAUUAUGCAUAAGGUCUAUUAUAUAGUUAUUAUCAUAACAACAAAAAGAUCAACAUCAAUUUAUUAUAAUCAUCAUUAAGUGCAGUAGAAUUAUCUACAUGUGUGAAUAACUCUUAUACAUAACUCUAAUGCUUAGUUACUUUCAGUGGUGGUACCAAGGAGGGACUGAGGAGGCUACAGCCCCCCUGUUGGGGAGCUCCCCCC